GUAUGUCUAAAUGACAAUUAACUAAUUUCCCUUCUCCUUCUUCAAUCGCCAUUUUAUCUCAGCACAGAGAAUCGAUAUUUUUUUGUUGAAAUUCUUACAAAUCUUUUGUUUCUAGCAAAUACUGAAAGUUCCAAUUUUUUUGAGGUUUCAGCAAAUCAAAGGAGUUAUCUAAGAUGCUUUCAAGAAUUGCGAAAAUCCCACUUGUGAGUUCACAUCCUGAGGUUUAUGAACCAUGUGAUGAUUCGUUUGCAUUGGUCGAUGCUUUAUUAGCUGAUCGAACUAACUUGUUACAACACAAACCCUCAAUUUGUAUGGAAAUUGGUUGUGGUAGUGGUUAUGUUAUUACUUCACUUGCUGUUAUGCUUGGACACGAAGGAUUUGUUCCAUACUAUAUUGCAACAGACAUCAACCCUCAUGCAAUAAGGGUGACUCGUGAGACCAUGGAUGCUCAUGGGGUUUAUGCAGAGUUGGUAAACACUGAUAUUACAUCUGGACUUGAGAAGCGAUUGGCAGGAUCAGUUGAUGUGCUGGUUGUGAACCCUCCUUAUGUUCCUACGCCUGAAGACGAAGUUGGUUUUGAAGGCAUCACUUCGGCGUGGGCUGGAGGGGAGAAUGGUCGAAGUGUUAUUGAUAAAAUACUGCCUGCUGCCGACAAUCUUUUGUCAGAGAAGGGCUGGUUAUAUAUGGUCACGCUCACUGCUAAUAAACCCUCAGAAAUAUGUCUUGAGAUGAGAAAGAAGGGUUAUGCAUCUCGAAUUAUCCUUCAAAGAUCAACUGAAGAAGAGAGCCUUCAUAUUAUCAAAUUUUGGCGAGAUUCUGAUAGCCAGUUGGAGCUGAAUAAUCUAAAUUAUUGGUCAAAACUGGUCGGGAAUUAGCAAAAGGGUCUCAUUUUGUCCUUUCAUCGAUUGUCCGUUGGGGAAUAUGCCACUAGCUGUUAAUAGCAUAGGAGGAAGUUCAUCAACUGGAUGUGGUGGACGGGGUCUGUUAUCUUUAUUAAAAGGUUUCCUCAAACAAGCUGACUCGCGCUCAACUUUAUCAAGUACCUGAUUUGAUGCCUAAAGUUGUAUCUUCUUGGUUCUAAACACAAAUUUUGAAUAAUUUGCUUCCAUAAUCUGCUCUCUUCGCAAAAAGCUAGUGCGUUAAUAUCUCACAAUGCUGAAAGAAUCAGUUGAUGAAUAUGUUUGGACGGAUAUUAUCUGGAUUCUUGGCUGGUUCGUGUCUUGUUAAUUUUCGUAGAUUCUUACUAUAUCCAUGUUGGUGAAAAUUUCCAGCCCUUUGAAAUAUAAGUGCUUAUUUUGCUUGUUCAUUAUGUCUUGAAGUUUAUAGAAUAUCAUGUUGAGAAGUAAUUACUAAUCAGAGUGAUUACUUCAAUUAUUUCUGCAAAUAAGAUGCUUGUGACACAACUUCAGACCAUGAUUUCUUUGCUUGGACUCUCCAGAAAUGUACUACUUUUGGAGGAUCUGACACAUCCCACGAUGUUUUUGAAGAGCUCGAGCAGUGAUUUCUGGUUUUGAACCUUUCUACCUAGUGGCAUUACCCUACAUGUUUCAUAAAGAACUGUCAUUAGUUCCUUUUAUAUACUAAUGCAGCAAAAGUGUUGAAAAGUUGCAUUCAGACAAUUUUUCUUUGUACUGUUGCACGUCAGCAACCUUGAGAAGAGAAAUUUAUGAAGGGAUAUCCAUGUUCUUUA
This is a messenger RNA of Solanum tuberosum (potato), 1690 nucleotides long. RefSeq names its product hemK methyltransferase family member 2. The record is from RefSeq and is a predicted model, not a curated record. Gene Ontology annotation, cellular component: eRF1 methyltransferase complex. NCBI's taxonomy places the organism in Eukaryota, Viridiplantae, Streptophyta, Magnoliopsida, Solanales, Solanaceae. Gene Ontology annotation, biological process: methylation. Bases 174 to 875 code for a protein of 233 amino acids. Gene Ontology annotation, molecular function: nucleic acid binding; protein methyltransferase activity; S-adenosylmethionine-dependent methyltransferase activity. The transcript is spliced from 3 exons.